This is a messenger RNA of Talaromyces marneffei, 1779 nucleotides long. RefSeq lists its product as uncharacterized. The record is from RefSeq and is a predicted model, not a curated record. Lineage: Eukaryota; Fungi; Ascomycota; Eurotiomycetes; Eurotiales; Trichocomaceae. Gene Ontology annotation, biological process: transmembrane transport. Gene Ontology annotation, molecular function: transmembrane transporter activity. The transcript is spliced from 5 exons. The coding region runs from base 1 to 1779 and encodes 592 amino acids.
AUGAUAGCCUGGAUCAACCCCUUCACGCGCCAUGACCGGCAGGAAUUCCUCGGCGUCGUGAUUCCCCUAUCACAAGCGACUCGCUUCCAACACCUGAACCCCGUUACCUCCAACUCGGAAACCUCCCACAAUAUACCAAAGGACGUCGAAGACAAGGAUACAGACAAGCUUGAUCGCAUCGGGUCUGAAGAAAAUGGCGCUGCCUCAAACCCGGAGUAUAGCCACCAGACCAUUGAAGCCAUUCGCGCUGAGGUCGAGUCUGAAAUUUCGACGUCCGGACAUGAUACUGCUUAUGACCGAAAGGCUAAAGUUAUUAACUUGGCUAUUCAGGAUAUUGGAAUGGGCCGCUAUCAGUGGCAGCUAUUCAUUCUGUGUGGAUUUGGCUGGUUCGCGGACAAUCUCUGGCUUCAGGGCAUUGCAUUGACCUUGAAUCAAGUGUCUCAAGAAUUCGGCAUCUCCGACACCCAUGUACGCUUUACGACAGCUGCUUUGUUCAUCGGUCUAUGUCUCGGCGCUUCCUUUUGGGGCAUCGCUUCUGACGUCGUCGGACGCCGCUUCGCCUUCAACAUGACUCUUUUCAUCUGCGGUAUCUUUGGUAUCUUCAUUGCAGCAAGUCCUACUUGGAUUGGUGUCUGUGGUCUGGCCGCCGCGAUGGGUCUUGGCGUUGGUGGAAAUCUGCCCGUUGAUGGUGCUCUCUUCCUCGAGUUUCUACCUUUCGAGUCCGGUAAUCUGCUCACAUUGCUGAGUGUUUGGUGGCCUGUAGGACAAUUGGUGGGAAGUCUCAUUGCAUGGGGAUUCAUCCCUAAUUACAGCUGCGAGGCUGGUCUGCCAGCUUGUUCGGCCGUAGCUGCUGGAGAAGCCUGCUGUCGUAGAGAAGACAACAUGGGCUGGCGAUACUUGUGUCUCACCUUGGGAGCUAUCACGUUGGCCAUGUUUGUUUGCCGCUUUUUCUUGUUCCAUCUUUACGAAUCUCCCAAGUUUUUGCUUUCUCGUGGCCGUCAGGAGGAGGCCGUAAGAACAGUUCAUGCUAUUGCUUACAAGAACAAGGCCAAGACAUGGCUUACCGUCGACAUCCUCAACGAGAUUGGAGGCCACCCAGGCGACGGCGAUGACGCAAAACUCACCCGUUUCGAGAUCAUCAAACGUUCUCUCUCGAAGUUUUCUGCCGAGCGCCUAUAUCCCCUGUUCCAUACCAAGAGACUAGGCAUCACUACUGUACUUCUCUGGUUCUGCUGGGCUACUAUCGGAAUGGGAUACCCUCUCUUCAACGCUUUCUUGCCACAAUACCUUGCUCACGCAGGAUCUGGCACUGUCACGCCAAUUAACAUCACAUACCGAAACUAUGCCAUCACCUCGAUUGUUGGUGUUCCCGGCUCAAUCAUCGGCUGCUAUACCGUCAAUAUCAAAUACAUUGGUCGCAAGGGCACCAUGGCAAUCGCAACUAUGUUUACUGGUAUCAUCCUAUUCUGCUUCACGGUCUCCAACGACUCCAACAUCCAACUACUCUGUAGCUCUUUGGAAUCUUUCUUCCAGAAUAUCAUGUACGGCGUCCUAUACGCAUACACACCCGAGGUCUUUCCCGCACCGAACCGUGGAUCCGGAACCGGUAUCGCCAGUUUCUUCAACAGGUUGUGUGGUGUCAUGGCUCCGAUUGUGGCGAUUUAUGGUGCGAAGAAUAAUGCAAGUGCCCCUGUUUAUGCUUCGGGAGGUCUGAUUUUGGCGGCUUUUGGUGCAAUGGUGUUUUUGCCUAUUGAGACGAGGGGGAAGCAGACCUUAUAA